Messenger RNA from Protopolystoma xenopodis, 243 nucleotides. Lineage: Eukaryota; Metazoa; Platyhelminthes; Monogenea; Polystomatidea; Polystomatidae. The record is from the annotation of a GenBank genome assembly.
AUGCGCCUCGUCCGGCCAGGCUACAUCCCAACUGUACUAAUAGUUGUCCGACAAUGGGGCGCCAUUUUCGCGGCUUUUAUUGUCUCACACCUCGGGCUCUCGUCACCCGGCUCCCUUCUCCUCUGGCUGCGGAUCAUUGGCCUCUUUCCACACAAAUUCGCUACCCUUUUUCGCGCUGCUCCUGUUGCUACAGCUAAAUUUACUUUCAGCAACUGUGCUUUUUCUACUGCUGCCUCAAAAUAG